Molecule: messenger RNA, 1705 nt
Organism: Cephus cinctus (wheat stem sawfly)
Lineage: Eukaryota; Metazoa; Arthropoda; Insecta; Hymenoptera; Cephidae
Gene: Vps2
Product: charged multivesicular body protein 2a
Exons: 5
Coding region: 97-894 (265 amino acids)
Biological process (GO): late endosome to vacuole transport; protein transport; endosome transport via multivesicular body sorting pathway
Cellular component (GO): ESCRT III complex; multivesicular body
Source: RefSeq, a predicted model, not a curated record
GUCCGUAUUCUGAAGUUCGGCAAGCAAGUGAUUGGACUCAUUCCGAAUUUUUACUGUGAUUUAUACUUCAUUAAUGCAGCUCUGCCGAUAUAGAAUAUGGAAACAAUGUUUUCUAUGAGGAAGCAUAUCAUGAGAUAUUUUUACAUCGAUGGACGGAACUCGCAUCAGCUGAGAAAAAUUGUUAUUCCCUUUGCUUUUGACGUAAACAUGGAGUGGUUAUUUGGCAAACGAAUAACUCCUGAGGAGAUGCUACGUAAAAAUCAGCGUGCCCUUAAUAAAGCUAUGCGUGAUCUAGACCGGGAAAAGAUGCGUAUGGAACAGCAGGAAAAAAAGAUCAUUGCAGACAUAAAGAAACUCGCCAAAGAUGGUCAAAUGGAUGCAGUAAAAAUAAUGGCCAAAGAUCUAGUGAGGACUCGCCGCUAUGCAAAGAAAUUUAUGCUCAUGAAAGCUAACAUACAAGGUGUCUCGCUAAAGAUACAAACACUACGCUCACAAAAUACCAUGGCACAAGCCAUGAAAGGUGUAACAAAAGCUAUGCAAACUAUGAACAAACAGCUAAAUCUUCCUCAGAUACAGAAGAUUCUCCAAGAAUUUGAGAAACAGUCUGAGAUAAUGGAUAUGAAAGAAGAAAUAAUGAAUGAUGCAAUAGAUGACGCAAUGGAAGAUGAAGGAGAUGAAGAUGAAAGUGAUGCUGUUGUCUCGCAAGUCUUGGACGAGCUGGGUCUGCAGUUAUCGGAUCAAUUGUCAGGAUUACCACAGGCUUCUGGCUCCCUAAGUGUGGCAGGUGCAAAACAGCCAGUUGCAGCUGCAGCAGGUACAUCAGAAGAUUCUAACAAUCUUGCAGACGCAGAUGCUGAUCUACAAGCUAGGUUGGAAAAUCUUCGUCGAGAGUAAAUACAGUUUUUAUAAAAGUACUUGUGUAGAUAGUUAGCUAGUAUGAACCUCGUGCUUCAUUUAAGGGGGUUGGGAACUGGCUAGAAUUACUCAGUGUUCAGUAAAGUUUUAUUAAAACAUACUAGUUUCUAAAAUUUUCUAAGGAGUAAUCCAAGAAAGAAGAAGCAAUCCAUUCCAUCAGUCUUAUACAACAGGUUACUUCUAUUUUGAUUAACUAUUAUAAAAUUUGAAUAUGAGCCAUUGUUAAGCACAAAGUUGUGCCUAACAAUGUUUCUAAAAAAUUUGUAUUUAGGUUCGGUAAUUAAUAAUCAAUACUUUUUGUAAUUCAAGUCAGUAGUCAGGCUCAUUUGUAAUAAUACAAAUAAUAAUAUUAAUAAUAAAUGUGAUAAAAACUCACAGCGAUAAACAAUUGCUUUUUACGUGGUUCAUGGAGAGAAAAAGUAUAUAGGUAUAUGUUAUAUAAAUAUAUAUACAUGCACAGUAUACAUAAAUGUUUCUGCAAGAAAAACCAUUAAUUAUUGUACAUUCAACGAGUAAUUAAUCAUGUGCACUUUUGUCGCGUGAUAGUAUGUAUAACUUCUCUUUAUAAAUGAAUCAAUCUUAUCGUCGUUAAUUUGUAACCACAGAUUUCGUCUUAUAAAGCUUUUUUAAUAAUUAAAUAAGUUUCCCUUAUUUUUAUACUUACCUAAUAUCGUUGUAAAACAAAUUCCUAAUAAGAAAUACGCACACCUAUUUUGUUUCUCCGAUUACACAGUCAACAAUAAUAAAAUUCAAGUGCCUUCAUCGUGUAUAAUAAACAGCGUAAAAAUUA